AUGGGCCUCUCGCGUCGGUUUCUGAAUCUGAUCGUGGACAACCGCAUCCAGGGAGCCAAAUCGCUGUGCUCCAUUGAUCUGAGGCGACACAAGUUGUUCAACACAACAACGCCAGCACCCAAAGGAAACGCCCUGGCUUUGAACAAGAUUCGGCUUCCCAGCCCCAGCCUCAGCAAGCGGACAUCAGAUUCCGAUCUCAAGGACCAACGGCUUCACUUCUUCCAGGCUGCGGAUCGAAGGGUUGAUGCAAUGGAGAGCCCGCUUCCGGCCCAAAGCAUCAACCUCGGAGCCUCUGCCAUGGGCUACUCAACGGAAACAUGCGUCCGGAAGCAGGCAGCAGCUUCAGUAACAAGAACGAUCCGGACGAUUGAACUUCCCCAACCAGUCAUGAACUUUCGAUGCUCAAUCGUAGACUGCUAUUGGUAUCUGAAGUGUUUGCCGCUUUCAGAUCGUAAGCUGCUGUGUGUGGACCCAUCUGCCCGUACUGCCCUCUUCGACCUGGGCUUGCGCCAGGUGGAGGCCAUUCCCUACCUCCAUGUGCCCAAGCAUUCGCCGUUGCCCUGCUUUGUCCCCCUCCCAUCCAGUUCUGAUGCCACCGAAGACGGCAAUGGCAGCUUCUACAUCCUGGAGGGUUCUCCCUAUCAGGAGCUGCAGGGAGACGACGACACCAGACAGCAGCUGAGCAAUCAGUUUGAGGCAUUUGUCUACCACAGCGAGUCCAAGUCCUGGCAGAGGCAGCUCCUUCCACCGCCGCCAUUCGUCUGUGACCCUAAGCACUGCAAGCACAGGGGCCCCGACAUCACCUCUUAUGCAGUGGUUGAACGAGGUGGCUCCCAUGUCAUCUUUGUAUCAGUGGAUGGUGCUGGCACCUACUCCUUGGACACGGUGACACACACUUGGAGCCAUGUCGGCGACUGGGUGCUACCCUUCACAGGCAAGGUCGAAUAUGUGCCGGAGCUGAAGCUGUGGUUUGGCAUCUGCGCCCAGGACUGGCAACUGGGCGCUGCUGAACUGUCCACCAUGGACUCCCAGCCACAGCUAAUAGGCACUUGGAAGGAGCUCAAGGCACCUGGAGACUGGAGGCAGCUGAAGCCUCCUCAGCUUGUCAACCUGGGCUCUGGCCGGUUCUGCAUCACAAGGUUCUUCUUCCGUGGUCUACUGCAUCCCAUGGCCUUCUCUGAUUCGGAAUAUGAUGAUCCAGUUGAUGAGGAAUAUUUCACUGUCUUGACUGGUAUCGAUGUGGUGCCAUGUAUCCAUGACGCCUACGGUACAGCCAAUCACACCUUUAGCGGAGGCAUUGGCAGCAAGGGGAAAGUGGAGCUCCAAAUGAUCAAGCACAAUUCAAGACGCCACAUGUCUAAUGGCAGCGAUGGUACCAUUGAGGGAGUGUUCUGA
Molecule: messenger RNA, 1395 nt
Organism: Miscanthus lutarioriparius
Lineage: Eukaryota; Viridiplantae; Streptophyta; Magnoliopsida; Poales; Poaceae
Source: the annotation of a GenBank genome assembly